Molecule: messenger RNA, 1293 nt
Organism: Diaporthe amygdali
Lineage: Eukaryota; Fungi; Ascomycota; Sordariomycetes; Diaporthales; Diaporthaceae
Product: peroxisome biosynthesis protein
Exons: 1
Coding region: 1-1293 (430 amino acids)
Biological process (GO): protein monoubiquitination; protein import into peroxisome matrix
Cellular component (GO): peroxisomal importomer complex; peroxisomal membrane
Molecular function (GO): zinc ion binding; protein binding; ubiquitin-protein transferase activity
Source: RefSeq, a predicted model, not a curated record
AUGGAGUUCAUCACCGCCCUGCGGGGCAUGACCUUCGACGACCAGAAGCCCUCCCUGUUCGAGCUUCUCUCUGAGCAGCAACUCUCCGCCCUCCUGCCCCCGACUCUGCGCUACCUUCUUGUCCACGCGACUCAGCGCUCGCCUCGCUACCUCCUGCCGAUCCUCAACUCAUUCGACGAGAUCUACGCGCUCCUCAUGGUCGUCGUCGAGCGCCACUACCUGAUUACACGCGGCGGCUCCUUUACCGAACACUUCUACGGGCUCAAACGGGAGAAGGGCCUGGCAGCCGAGAUCCCCCGCGCCUCCGCCCGCGCGCCCGCCAUCGUGAGGGAGACCUUGAAGCUCAGUAGGGCGGACGUCUGGAGGAACCUGGCUGUCAUGGUCGGAAUACCAUACCUCAAGAGGAAGCUCGACGAGGGCUACGAGGUGAAUGCGCCGCGGGCGCUGCUGGGCACUGCUUACACGACCAUGCCGGCGAAUGCGACAUGGAAGGACAAGAUUCUGCAUUACUACAGAUGGUUCCUGAGAAAUGUGUAUCCGAGCGUCAACGCGGCUUAUUACUUUGCCCUGUUGGCCUUCAAUCUUGCCUAUCUCUUUGACAAUUCGAAAUAUCACAACCCGUUCUUAUGGAUGAUCGGGACGAGGAUGCGGAGGAUGACCGGUGCGGACUAUGCGGCGUUGGAGGCAUUGGGCAAGAAGUCAGACGAAGGUGCUGCGCCGGGCCCGGCGUCAUUCUUCUCACCACGCAACAUGGGCUCCAAGGUCCUCUCGAGCCUGUCGGUUCUUCUGCCGACGAGCAUCUUUGCGCUCAAGUUCCUCGAGUGGUGGUAUGCAUCGGACUUUGCCAAGCAGCUGUCGCGCAGGGCAGCUGAAAGCCUGGAUCUGCCCCCGCCCACGGUGUCGGGGGCGCCCGAAACCUCAGGAGGCAAGCUGCCGUCCACGGGCGCGGGUCCCAAGGCAGGCGGCGAGGAGGAAGAGGAAGACGAAAAGACUCUUGCCGAGGCUGCGCCAAUCGCCAAGCCAUCCUUGCUGCCCAUCUACACUGUUCGCGCGCCGAAUAACUCGGAACUGUGUCCGAUUUGCAGGGACGAUAUCACAACACCCACGGCGUGCCAGACGGGCGUUGUUUACUGUUAUACGUGUGUACACAAGUGGGUGAGCGGCGUUCAUCCAAGGCAAGAGGCCUUCAUGGUUGAUAAGAAAGGCAAAUGGGAGAGCGGCGAGUCGAGAUGUGCUGUCACUGGAAGAAGGGUGCUCGGAGGCACUGAGGGGCUGAGGCGGAUCAUGGUAUAG